AUGCUCUCGCCAGAUUCUCCGGGCGGUCCAAAUCUUGCUAUCAUCUCAAUCGUGUGCGGUUGGGUGUUUAUCAGUCUCGCAAUAUUUGCCGUUGCCUUACAGGUUUGGGGGAGCGUCAGAAGAGGUUCAAGCAUUGGCGGUGACAUUCUGUUGGUUCUUGCUACGAUCAUAAGUGUUGGUCUUGUAUCACACAUUACGUGGGCAAUAGUGAGAGAGAAUUUCGGCAAGCACGAUGCUGAUAAUCCAGGGAAUAAAAUUUCCUUCAUCGCGAGGGUAUGCGUCUCUGAUUUUUCACACACUUUUGAAGUAUUGACAGAUUCUAACAGUCCCUUCUUAUAAAUCAAACUCUAUGGGGCCUGGUUAAUACACUUAUUCGGGUCAAUGCUAUCGUCUUCAAGCAGAAAACACUGCUCCUCAGGUGGCCAGCUUGGACACUGCUAGUGCUUUCUAUCCUCUACGGAGUAGUCCUUAUAUUAGAAGUUUUCCUAAUCUGUCGCCCUUUAGCAUUGGACUUGGGAACUGAACUGGACACCAAAUGUAGCAACCAAGUGGACUCUUAUCUCUCACUAGAAAUAUGUGGUCUUCUUCUCGAUGUCCUGAUUUUGAUUAUACCAUUGCUGAGAGUGUGA
Messenger RNA from Hymenoscyphus albidus, 629 nucleotides. The record is from the annotation of a GenBank genome assembly. Lineage: Eukaryota; Fungi; Ascomycota; Leotiomycetes; Helotiales; Helotiaceae.